AUAACUAAUAAUUCAUUUUCUAGACUGGUGUGAUUCUAUAUAUAUUACCUUUUAUUUUAACAUGAUUUGAUGACACAAUAUACUUGAGAUUUUAAUUCAAGUAUUAGACUUUAUAUACAUAUAAUGACAAGAAGAUAAAAAUCACAUACUCUUUUUGAAAGUAAGAGAAGCUCACCACAAGGUUGUUUAAGACAGAAAAACCAUGAAAUCACAAUCAAUUCUCAUAUGCAUGUUCAUGCUCUCGCUCUUUGCUUUACAUCAAUGCGCGAGCAUGGAUGUUGGAGAAAUAGAGAAAUCAAACAGAAUCAUAUUAGGAAUGUGUGUGCAUCGCGCAUGUCACAGUUGGUUUAAAAGAGAUUGUUUUUGUUGUAUGAGAAAUAUCAAAAAUUGCUGGAAAGAGAAAGCUCAAUGUGAAUCCAAUUGUCUUCCUUUUUCAAAAUAAUUGAAAUCUCAUGUAUUAGAAGUUGUUGCUCACGCCUGGAGUCUGGAG
Thlaspi arvense is the source of this 490-nucleotide messenger RNA. The record is from the annotation of a GenBank genome assembly. Lineage: Eukaryota; Viridiplantae; Streptophyta; Magnoliopsida; Brassicales; Brassicaceae.